Messenger RNA from Entrophospora candida, 332 nucleotides. Lineage: Eukaryota; Fungi; Glomeromycota; Glomeromycetes; Entrophosporales; Entrophosporaceae. The record is from the annotation of a GenBank genome assembly.
AUGGGUAAAGAUAAUUCUGACAAUAUUAAUAACAGUAUUGAUAAUCAGCAUCUUAGACUUAUUCCUUGUUCAAAUGGACAAACAAAUGUUGGAGACAAUAAUCUUCAUCAAAACAUUGACUCUACUGAUUCCACUCAUGGAAAUUUGGUUCACAAUGAUUCCAUUCAACAAGGCUCUUUUAACAAUCUAAGCAAUAAAGGUUUCAUUCUUGGUAUAAAGAAAGAUUUUGUUUAUGAAGAAUAUAAUAAAGAAUUCCCAGAGGAAUUUGAUAAAGUAACAACAAUGGAAGGAAAUAUUCCUCAAUGUGUAAGAUAUAUUGUACAAAUUAUUGG